CGGAAGUGGUCAAAGAUGGCCGCCGUGAUGGCUUUCUCUGUGCUGCGGCAGCGGAUGAUGCGGUGGCCCCAAUGGUCCUGCGCGGGGCUGGCCCCGCUCCGCGUUGCCAGAAGGAGCGUCCUCGGGCUUUCUUUCCGCUCAGGGCUUCUGACCCCAUGCCGGUAUUGUAAAACUCCCUCCAGGGACUGUCUGGAGGCCAAACAGGUGUAGCAGUUCUACUGCUGAAGCAGCCACCGCUAAAGCAGAGGACGACUCGUUUCUCCAGUGGUUCCUGCUUCUUAUCCCUGCUACUGCUUUUGGCCUGGGGACCUGGCAGGUCCAGCGUCGGAAAUGGAAGCUCAAACUAAUUGCAGAAUUAGAGUCUCGAGUCAUGGCUGAACCCAUCCCUCUGCCUGCGGACCCAAUAGAACUGAAAAAUCUGGAGUACAGGCCAGUGAAGGUCAGGGGGCACUUUGAUCACUCCAAAGAACUGUACAUGAUGCCUCGGACCAUGGUGGACCCUGCCCGAGAGGCCCGUGAUGCUGGCCGAAUCUCCUCCUCAGUGGAAAGUGGGGCCUAUGUAGUUACUCCUUUCCACUGCUCGGACUUGGGAGUCACCAUCCUGGUUAACAGAGGGUUUGUCCCCAAGAAGAAAGUGAAUCCUGAGACCAGACAGAAAGGCCAGGUUCUUGGAGAAGUAGACCUAGUUGGCAUAGUGAGGCUGACAGAAACCAGGAAGCCCUUUGUCCCUGAGAACAGUCCAGAACAGAAUCACUGGCAUUAUCGGGAUCUAGAGGCUAUGGCCAAGAUAACUGGCGCAGACCCCAUUUUCAUCGAUGCAGAUUUCCAGAGUACAACCCCUGGAGGACCCAUUGGAGGGCAAACAAGAGUCACUCUUCGAAAUGAGCACAUGCAGUACAUCAUCACCUGGUAUGGACUGUGUGCAGCGACAUCAUACUUGUGGUUUCAAAAAUUUGUGAGGCGGACACCAGGUGUGUGAAGUUAAUGAACCUGUUCCUAACCAAGAGAUCUACACAUAAAAUAAAGAUUGUUAUUUUUAAAACCCUG
Peromyscus maniculatus bairdii (prairie deer mouse) is the source of this 1047-nucleotide messenger RNA. The record is from RefSeq and is a predicted model, not a curated record. NCBI's taxonomy places the organism in Eukaryota, Metazoa, Chordata, Mammalia, Rodentia, Cricetidae.